GCUACGCCGGGCCGCUGUGCGUCGUCUGCGCGCCGCACUUCCGCUCUGCGGGGAGCCUCUGCGCGCCCUGCGCCGCCGAAACCGCGGCGCUGCGCCCCGCGGCGCUGGCGGCGGCGGGGCUGCUGGCGCUGGGGGCGGCCGCGGGGGUGGCGUGGCGCAGGCGCCAAGCUUCCGGGCCGGCCACCGAGCCGCCCAGCCCCUCGGCCCGGGACGCAGCGCUGGCGCUGCUGGCGGUGCAGGCGCCCUUGCUGCUGCAGCUGGGCCAGCUGUGGGUGGUGGUCGCCUCGCUGGCAGCCACGCCUAGCCUGGAGACCAAGGAGGAGGAGGCGACGGAGCGCAGCUUCGCGGUGGACUUCUUCGAGCAGCCCUACGUCCAGUGGCUGCAGCUCUCGGCCCAGGGGCUGCAGGACGCUUUGAGUUUGGAGUGCUCCUACGGCGCGAGCGCGCGGAGCGCCGCCGCGGUGGCGGCGCCUUUGGCGCCGCUGGCGCUGCUGGCGCUCUGCGGGGCCGUCGAGGUCGUGGCCCGCAGCUCCGGCAUCGGCCUGGCGCUGAAGGUGCUGACGCUCUUCUUCGUGGGGGGCGCCGCGGGCUGCGGGAAGCUGCUCAGCUGCCAGGACCUGGACGGAGGAGGGGAGCCUCUGGGCGCGCAGGCGGCCUUUCGCGUGGCCAUGCCCUUCCUGCUUUGUUCGGAGCCCAGCUGGGUGGACGUAGUGGGCGGGCUAUGCGCAGUCGCCUACGGCGUGCUUAUUCCGGCCUUCUUGCUGGCACUUAUGGUCAAGCAGCACGUCACCCUUCAGUCAAGCAGGAGGAUCGCGGCCUCGGCGAUCGAGCAAGGCGACAAACUGCUGAUCCGCUUGCACGAGUUCCGUAGCUCUGACCAGUACGCAGAGAAGGACAGAAUGUUCGAGAAAAACCUCCUGGCAGCUGCCAUAUCUCAUGCCGCGGUUUUGUUCCGUGGGACCGUGCGCAUGCAGAUGCAGAAUGGCGCAAUAACCUUGGCGGCGGAGGACACCAGAACCAAGCUCGACGCGAAAGGCAAGUUGAGCGACAUGCUGGAGAUCAAGAACAGCGCGGAUGCGCAGAGGUGCAAUGCCAUCACCAGGCCGGCAGAGCCUUUCUCCUUUCUGCGGGUGCUCUCCUUGAUUUUUUUUGGGGGGGGUGACUAA
This is a messenger RNA of Effrenium voratum, 1166 nucleotides long. The record is from the annotation of a GenBank genome assembly. Lineage: Eukaryota; Dinophyceae; Suessiales; Symbiodiniaceae.